Molecule: messenger RNA, 5250 nt
Organism: Linum trigynum
Lineage: Eukaryota; Viridiplantae; Streptophyta; Magnoliopsida; Malpighiales; Linaceae
Source: the annotation of a GenBank genome assembly
CAGUAGUAGAGAGAAAAAGAAACAAACAAAGGACCUUUCUUUCUUCUCCCUCCAUUCCCAUACCCCUUUUUUUAUCAGUGCUUUCUCUCUCUAUCUUCAGUCGUUCACUCCCUUUUCACAGGGGAGAGAGGGAAAGGGAAAAAAAAAAAAACAACAGAGAAGCACAAAAGAAAAGGAAAAAGGGGGGAGGACUAGUCAGGGCUCAGGGGCUAUGGCUAUCAUCCGUCAAAGAAACGUCUCCACUGUUUCCCCCUAAUGUGCUCUCUGCUCUGCUUCCUCUCUCUCUCUCUACCUCAUUAAUCCUCCGCUUCCAUUUUCACUUUUCUCAGUUUCUGUUCUGGUCUCCAUUAAGAUGGUCCUUGAUUAGCCGAACAACAAUCCAAUUUGCGUCUCUCUACGAUUUGGAUUCACCUCUCUCUCUCUCUCUCUCCCUUUUGUUUUCUUGCUUCUGUUGGUUUUUGCUUUUGCCUCUGUUUUUUUCUUGACAGACUCUGUUUUUGUUGGUUUUAUUUAUGCUUCCGAGUAAAUAGACCACCGCACACAAACAAAGAGCAAAGGGUAUCUCGAGAUUGGCGUCUUUGAGAUAGAGACCCGCAAAAAGGAACCACCUUCCCUCCGAUUCCUUUUCUCCAAACUCUCGAGAGCAAAAAAACCCACCACCACAACUCUGUCAACCAUCUUUCUUUCUUUGUGAUGCUGGAGAGAGGAGGCUCUCAGGAGAGAGAGCCUGCUUAAACCCGCAAACGCCCUAACUAGAAGAAGAAGAUAGCCCAGAGCUCUCUCUGUAUCAUUGUAACCCACCAUCAAUAACAAGCCUUUCCUACCUUUUCCACAAAAUUUUAUUCCUCUUUCAAUCUUUGAACAACAAAUCGACAGGCGUUUCUGGGUUUUACUUUUACCUUGUUUGUUGUUGUAGUAGUGUAUGGGUUAGUGUAUCUAUGGCUCUGUCAAUCCACCAUAGCAAUCAUAAUAAGGAGGUCUUCAAUAAGAAUCAACAGCAGCAGAUGGAUUCCAGCAAGUACGUUCGCUACACUCCGGAGCAAGUAGAUGCAUUGGAGAGGGUUUAUGCUGAAUGCCCCAAGCCCAGUUCCUUGAGGAGGCAGCAGCUCAUUCGGGAGUGCCCUCUUCUCUCCAACAUUGAGCCCAAACAGAUCAAAGUCUGGUUCCAGAACCGCAGAUGUCGCGACAAGCAAAGGAAAGAAGCAUCCCGUCUUCAGACGGUGAACAGAAAGCUUACCGCAAUGAACAAGCUGUUGAUGGAGGAAAAUGACCGCUUGCAGAAGCAGGUCUCUCACUUGGUGUAUGAGAAUGGUUUCAUGCGCACAGAGAUCCACACUGCUUCAGGAACGACCACAGACAAAAGCUGCGAGUCUGUGGUCAUAAGCGGUCAGCAGCAACAACAACAGCAGCAGAACAACCCAUCAAGUCAGCAUUCCCAAAGGGAUGCUAGCAACCCAGCUGGCCUUCUCGCAAUAGCUGAGGAGGCCCUGGCAGAGUUCUUGUCCAAAGCUACAGGAACUUCUGUCAACUGGGUCCAGAUGAUUGGGAUGAAGCCUGGUCCGGAUUCUAUUGGCAUCGUAGCUGUUUCCCGCAACGGUAGUGGCGUAGCAGCACGAGCCUGUGGCCUCGUGAGUCUUGAACCCACGAAGGUCGCUGAAAUCCUCAAAGAUCGUCCAUCUUGGUAUCGCGACUGUCGAUGCCUGGAUGUGAUGAGCGUGAUUCCUACUGCCAAUGGGGGCACAAUUGAGCUCAUUUAUAUGCAGACAUAUGCGCCAACCACAUUGGCUGCAGCAAGAGACUUUUGGACUCUGAGAUACACCACCGCAAUGGAGGAUGGCAGUCUUGUGAUUUGUGAGAGGUCCUUGACGACUUCUACAGGUGGUCCAGCUGGGCCACCAUCAUCAGGAUUUGUUAGGGCUGAAAUGCUUCCAAGUGGUUAUCUAAUUCGACCUUGUGAUGGUGGAGGGUCCAUGAUUCACAUUGUUGAUCAUGUUGAUUUGGAAGCUUGGAGUGUCCCUGAAGUUUUGAGGCCUCUAUAUGAAUCUUGCAAAAUGAUUGCUCAGAAAAUGACCCUCGCGGCCUUGAGGCACAUUCGACAAAUUGCACAAGAGACUAGUGGAGAAGUUCAGUAUGGUGGAGGCCGCCAGCCUGCUGUAUUGAGGACAUUCGGUCAGAGGCUCUGCAGGGGGUUCAAUGAUGCUGUCAAUGGAUUUGCAGACGAUGGAUGGUCCCUCCUAAAUGGUGAUGGUGCGGAGGAUGUAACUAUUGCCAUUAACUCGUCUCCAAACAAAUAUCUUGGUUCACAGUAUAAUGGGUCAAUGUUCCCAUCUUUUGGAGGAGGGGUGCUCUGUGCAAGGGCAUCAAUGCUGCUUCAGAAUGUGCCUCCCGCUUUGCUUGUUCGGUUUCUAAGGGAACAUCGUUCUGAGUGGGCUGAUUAUGGAGUUGAUGCCUAUUCUGCUGCAUGCCUCAAGUCCAGUCCAUAUGCUGUUCCAUGUGGCAGGCCUGGUGGUUUCCCUAGUAGCCAAGUCAUCUUGCCUCUUGCUCAUAAAGUGGAGCACGAAGAGUUUUUGGAGGUGGUUCGUUUGGAGAGUCAGGCCUUCUCACCUGAGGAGAUGGCUCUAGCACGAGAUAUGUACCUGUUGCAGCUAUGCAGUGGAGUUGAUGAAAAUGCUGUUGGCGCCUGUGCUCAACUUGUUUUUGCCCCUAUUGACGAAUCAUUUGCUGACGAUGCUCCUCUUCUUGCAUCGGGCUUUCGUGUCAUUCCACUGGAUGGUAAAACGGAUGGGCCUGCUGCGACUCGAACAUUAGAUUUGGCAUCUACCCUUGAGGUUGGGGCAGGAGGGGUUACUCGUCCAGCCACUGAAUCUGACUCAAACAGUUACAAUCUGAGAUCAGUCCUCACAAUUGCAUUCCAGUUUAGCUUUGAGAACCAUUUGCGUGACAAUGUGGCAGCCAUGGCUAGGCAGUACGUGCGAAGUGUUGUUGCUUCCGUUCAGAGGGUUGCAACAGCCAUUGCACCUUAUUCUGGAAUAGGUUCUCAAGUAGGUGGCAAAUCAUUCCCUGGCUCCCCAGAGGCUCUGACUCUCGCUCGCUGGAUCAAUAGAAGUUACAGGGCGCAUACUGGAGGAGACCUCUUUCGUGUGGAAAAUUCACAAGCUGGGGAUGCUUUGCUGAAGCAGCUGUGGCACCACUCUGAUUCAAUCUUGUGCUGCUCCCUGAAAACUAACAAUGGAUCGCCUGUCUUCACCUUUGCAAACCAAGCUGGGCUGGACAUGCUGGAAACAACAUUGGUGGCUCUCCAGGACAUCAUGCUGGAUAAGAUCCUGGAUGACGCUGGGCGGAAGGUUCUGUGCUCUGAGUUCUCUAAGAUCAUGCAAGAGGGGUUUGCAUAUCUGCCAGCAGGGAUCUGUGUGUCGAGCAUGGGGCGACCGGUGGCUUACGAGCAGGCGAUUGCAUGGAAAGUAGUCAACGACGAUGAUUCGCAUCACUGCCUGGCUUUCAUGUUCGUCAACUGGUCCUUCGUGUGAAAUCUAUCUCUAAGUCUAUGUAUCUCAAGUUAUCUAUCUAAGUUAUAUUAUUAGGGCAGCUCGUCUGUGGAAAGAUGCGCACUUUUCUGAAGCACAAACAGGAAACCUUAGGUAUUAUGGAUGUUGGUUGUUAGUUGUUAGUGACGUGUGAGUGGCAUGGAUGGAUAUAUUGCCCAUUUUGUUGGUGUUAUUGUUGAUGGAUAAUGGUUCGUUGCUUGCUUAUCAAUUUUCCGUAACACUUUUCAAGCGUUUCCUUAUAAUCCCAGUUCAAUAUUUGUUUGAUAAAAAAAAAAAGAGGAGGGAAAGAAAGCAGAGGCAGGCAGAGAUAUCGCACUGAUCUUUCAAAACCCCUUUUCCUUCCUCUCUCCCUCAUACGCUUCCAAUUUACUCACGAGCAGAACGAACCCUUUCAUUUUAUUGCUGUGACGUGCAAGCUGCUGCUGUACUGUUCCUUUUCCCCUGCUCUAUUGCAGUUUGAUUUGGGGUAACGCAGUAGGUAUAGUCAUCUAUUUUGUUUCUUUCUGUGUCAUUGUUUGUACUGUGUAACGUACGUAUAGAUUACUACACGAGAGAGAGAGAGAGAGAGCAGUAACUAGUGACUAGUAAGUAAUAAGGAAGCGCCAUUAAUGGAUCAAAUAGGCAUGAAUGAUGAAAGCGGAAGCAGAGAAGCAGCAGACCAGAGCCGUCCCUUUAUUACCAUGGCAGAGAAGAGAAGGGAGAGAUUUAGUAGCAUCUAUCUCGGGUUAAUAGACAGAGACAGACUAUCAGAUUUAAUUAGUAGUAAGCUACUACUAUCACGAAGCAUUGCCGGAGAGGUUGAAGCAGGCUGCUCUACUUACUACCUUACUUGACGCCGUUCACUAAAGAAAAGAGAGAUUUAUGGCGACAUUGACACUCAUAGAGAUAUAUAAAUUUAUGGUAUUCGUCUAUAAUUAGCCAAGCCUAAUCUAUUAAAUUUUUUAUGGAAACCUGUGGAAGCCUAAUCUGUUAAUUAUCUCCUGUAAAUUGUAUACUUAUAACUACAACUUUAAUACCAGGGUCCUAGCUCUUUUGGUGAGACAUCAUUUCUCCUUUCUUGCAUGUCCACACCAUAUUUUUCAACAAAUACAUCAUUUGCUGGUCUUUGAUCACACCAUUAGAGAAUUGUGAAAUCAUUCUUCAAGUAAUCAUAUGAUAUUAUCAAACUAUCUUAUUGUUAUACAAAAGAGAGAGAGAAGAGAUGAGAGAAUCAAGAGAUAGGACUAUACUUGUAGAAGAAAUGCGCGCGGUUUAUUUCAUUAUUCUUGAAGAACUGAAGCUUCGUAUAUACAGUAUGGUUCAACAAACGAGCAAGUGUUCCAACUGUAAGAACUAAGAAACCAACAAUAGCCGUCCCACCGGGUUUGUGAGAAUGUGUAACAUUGGAUCUUCCGAUCGAGCUGACCAAUUGUCUAGCGAUUUCUUAACAAUUUGAAACCUCGAGGUACAACUAAUAUGAACAAAUCUUUGAUAAACUGAUCCUGAUUUUAUUUAGGGAUCGUUUAGAUGGGUUAAUUGUCAAUGUGGUAUUUGUAGAGUCAAAUAAAUCAUUUAUUAUUCAUGUGAUAUUUCAGUGUUAUUUCAAUGGUAAUUGAAAUAAAGUAUCUCGUUUGGUUGAACCAUGCAAUUGUGGUAUUUGGUAAAAGCAGAGUGAUAAAACGAGUUAUUUCAAAAUAACACAUGAGUAUAAAUUAUUUCAAAUAAC